AGCUUGCUUUGUAGCUGCCAGACCGUUUAUAUUGUAUUCUCGCGUCUUUACCUCGUUGAACAUGCUGUACCAGGAAUUAAUCGACUGUAUCAUCGACUUCCUGCAUGCUGACCGCGAUGCUCUCUCCAAUUGUUCUCUAGUGUGCAGAGACUGGCUAGAUCCGUCGCGAUAUCAUCUGCUAUCAUCAGUCUGCAUCAAAGUGAAUUCUCCGCCUCCAUCGUUUGCGAAUGCUCAUACCGACGCAUUGAAUGCAUUCCUGGCGUGCUUGGAUAUAUCAACGUUCGCCAUCGGGGGGUUCAUUCGUAGCUUGACCAUUACUGCCGUGGGAGAUUUUUUCCGUGUCAAACGGACAGUUGUCGAGGUACAUUCUCUCGUUGGUGUACUCAAGAGGCUACCGAGACUACGGGAGAUGAGGAUCUUUCGAAUCCGAUUCCAGGCAUACACGCUGGACGGUGCUUCGGAACCUUUCAUUUCGUUGAAGAAGCUGCACCUUGAUCAGGUCGCUUUGAAGCCGUUGGACCACUCUGAAAUGUCGCCCUCUCUGACCUUCUUACAUUACUUUUCCCACAUCGGCACCCUUCAUAUUGUGUCGCCGUCCCUAGAUGUCGAAAUGCCAGAUGGUCCUGUGUACCUCGGGCUUUCGUCGAAAGCGCAAGCUCAUAAACUCAUGACGGUGACAGAGUGCAUAUUAUCCCCUGUCUGGGAGGAUAUUGCCGAUGUGUUUGCAACGGUUCGGCAUGUGCUAGACACGCAGUCCCUGCAAUCCAUCACGUUGUCACUUGUGAGCCCUAGUCAGAUAGUCGAUGCGGGACAGUUUGUGAAGGACUGUGCAGGUCUGGAAAGUAUCACGAUCAAUAUUGAUCAAUUUUCUGCAUUAUACGUCGAGCCAGGUCCAGACGACUGGGCCAAAUUGAACCUUUCACAGGCAUAUAUCCGCAUGGUCACAGUAUCAUCGGGUUUGGUCACGAACGGCGACAGCCCGAAAUCGUUGGUCAACUGGGGUUAUAGCACUAGAAUUAUAGCCUCGCUUUCAUCCCCGCCUGCCCUUCGAAAGGUAAACGUGCGACUCAUUUGUCACAACAUGCGAAAUAGGCGAUCUUCCACAAUCAGUGAUAUCUGCUCUGCAGUCGAGGAUUUGCCAUGGGAUAUGCUACAGGCCUCGGUGAUGCAGUUAUCACGAUCUGUGGUUGAGCUCAAAGUCGAGGUGCAAUUAAUGCGCGGCAUACGAGUUGACGGGGAGAAGACGGGGAAGGCGAUGAAUAAAUGUAUUGACUUUAUCAAAGGUGAAUUGCAGAUGAAGAGAAUCGGAAUUGAGGUGCAAUUCCGCGUGACUAAUGCUUAGGAGUGCGUUGUACGAAAGUCAUGCCAACGAGAUAGCUGGGGAUAGUUAUGUUGCAAUACAUGGUACGCAUGGGCCACGCAUUUUGGGGUGGGAUUACAAGGUUCUGGUGCCUAUUCUAGAUGAUCCCAGUAGUAACCCGUGUUCAUUUCGAUAUCAGCAGCAGGAAUGCUACUUCCAUUCGUUUGACUGGAAAGGAUCGGCGGCCAAUGGUACCUGGCCGCCGCUUUUAUAACCUACAAUGUACACUUCAAAGCAAUACGUCGAAGUCAAAGACGUAGUGCACCCAAAUUGAGAUUUUGCUGGGUCGAGAUGAACGAACUUUCCACCUAAUCUUGCCACACAGUCCUCUGCAUCCAUUGUCACGUCAGGGCUCGUGGCACUCCUAGUUCAUUGUUGAACUGAGAAUACGGCAUGUAGAUUAUAAACACCCUCACCUCCA
This is a messenger RNA of Somion occarium, 1781 nucleotides long. NCBI's taxonomy places the organism in Eukaryota, Fungi, Basidiomycota, Agaricomycetes, Polyporales, Cerrenaceae. The record is from the annotation of a GenBank genome assembly.